UGUCGAUGUCCAUAAGCUAGCCCACUGCCUAUACUGAGCUGUAGUCCUCGCCUCGCAGCCUUCGCUUCCCUCGGUAAGUAACUUUUUAGCCGCCUGCGAAGGUUCCGCAGGCAAUAAAGUGGCCUUCCUCCCCCCUCACGCUGCAUGCGCCCAAGGCGCCGCUGCACUCUGUAAAAAGCGGCCGUCUCUCGAGUGCACAACCAGCGCUUCCGUCACCGAGACGCUCGUUGUUGUUGCCUCUUUUAAAGUGGCGAAGAGGAAGCGUAGUCUCAUCGUCUCUGUGGACGAGGGGAGGAGGUCCCCGCAGCUAACCUCGUCCCCCAGUAUUAAUACCAUGGCCAAAACUCACACGCUCUCUGCCCCAAACAGCAGCGCCGCCACCCGUGCCGUUCAGUCCAAGCACAGCGAGACCGACAACCCUUCAAGACCCAAGGGCGACGUCGGCAAGCUCGUCUACUGUUUCCUGCGCGAGUACCCGAAUCAGCACUCGUCCGCGCCUGAAGGCUUCCCUUUAGCUAGAGAGCCGCAGCCCGAGCCCCUCACUGAACCGUACGACCCCAGUCACCACUACAACGGGCUCGUUCGACGCUCUCAGCCGCUCCAGCUCCGCCAAAGACCCCGACACCGUCGCGUCAUGCCUCGCCAGAAAGACACAAAGCGUAUCGACCCCACGCGGGCGCGUCACCCUGGAGAACCUGCCACCGACACAGAGCCGCAUAAUGUCUUUAAAGUUAGCGGCAGUCCCAUAAUCAGUCCACGAUCUAUCCGCCAUUGCCUCGAGGAGCCAGGGUUUUACGCGGAUGGUAAGGCGCGGACGCACUCGAAUGGUGGCGUAGCGCUGCCCAACCCGCCUAUUUCCAAAGAAGACGCUCUCGUAGCGGCUGCUGCUGCUGCAGUUCAAGCCAAGGAGGCACAGAAGGCGCUUGAAGCGGAACAGGCCGCCAACGCGAGCUUAAAGGGACUCUCAGGCGUGCAACUGGUCGUGCAUCAGAUGCUGGCGACACACACACGUACAUUGGCUCUGCUUGGAGUCGAGAGAACCGAGUUCCCCAAUACCAGACUGUCGCUGAAACAGGUUGAGACGAUGCUGAGCCCCGUGGUGGCUCUGUGUAAUGCCCUGCGAGCAGAUCACUUUGGGAUUCAUGUGCCGACCCCGCAGAUCGCACGCACGAUGAACGACGUACACUACUGGAAGCUCUGGGAGUCGGACUCUAUUGAUAUCGGUAUCUUCUUCAUGCCCCCGAAUAGUACUAUCCCGCUACACAAUCAUCCAGGAAUGAGUGUCGUCACGAGAGUUUUGUAUGGUGCGGCUACUGUAACAUCGUACGAUAUCGUGUCGGAUUCUGAAGUUCAGAGACUCAAAGCGGGAGAUGAGAUUGUCUACGAGGAUGCCACGUUCAGCGCAGAUGCUGUUAAUCCGGAGAAAGGAUCGGUAUCGUGGGCGCGUAUUAGUCGUCAAGGUCAAUUUGGACAGGAAACUACUACGUGGUUGGACCCUCGUCGGUUUAAUCUGCACAACAUUCAGGCCAGCUCGGAUAUUGGUUGUGCCAUGUUGGAUAUCAUGGUGCCGCCUUAUGACAAUGCCAACCGGGAUUGCCAUCACUUUCAGAUUUUGGAGGAAAGAAUGGUGCGGAACGAGCGAAUUUUCAGGAUGCUGGAGUCGGUCAAGCCCGACAACCACAAUGAGCCCACCUCGAAUGGCACGGCGAAUUCGUCGCCACUAUCGUCGUGAGCUCGCAGCUGAGAGCAGUAAGCUCUCGGUGGAGUGAGUCAGCGAAGCGGCCGUAUCGCUGGCUCCCCAUUUUCCUGUGUCUUCUGUGUCAGCGUCAUGCCUGCCUGGUAGUGUUGGCUGGAUUUCUCGUGUCCGACCGUGCAUGUUCUGACAAGAAGUAAUGGAGAAGAAGAUUCAAGUAAAGAGGACGGCGCGAUAGAAGUCGAGCAGCAGCAGAUCAAAGCAAGCGGCGCGCGUCAGUCGAAUGAACGUCCAAGGCGUAUUGGUAUUAUUAUUAUUGGGUUUUGGUUUGGAGGCAAGCUCUCGUUUUCUGUUGUUGUUUCCUACACAACCUUUCCCCCUGCGUGAAGAGACUAAUAUUGAGCGAGAGAAGAUGAGAAAGAGAGCCAAACCGAACCAGUAAAACAUGUGAAAAAUGAAGCCUUGUGACAUUGAAGCCCCAAUAGAGUUGAAGCUAAGUCAUGUUGAAGUGAACGCUUGGAAAGAUACACUAACAUUUCGAAUUAUCUGAUUGAUGAGGUUCGAUUCACUGAUAAAUACACAGGUGAAAAUUGCAUGACUAGAGC
This is a messenger RNA of Phytophthora nicotianae INRA-310, 2298 nucleotides long. RefSeq lists its product as hypothetical. The record is from RefSeq and is a predicted model, not a curated record. Bases 335 to 1732 code for a protein of 465 amino acids. The transcript has 4 exons. NCBI's taxonomy places the organism in Eukaryota, Oomycota, Peronosporomycetes, Peronosporales, Peronosporaceae. Gene Ontology annotation, molecular function: oxidoreductase activity, acting on single donors with incorporation of molecular oxygen, incorporation of two atoms of oxygen.